This is a messenger RNA of Xenopus tropicalis (tropical clawed frog), 2317 nucleotides long. Its product is annotated as provisional ortholog of carboxylesterase 1C. The record is from RefSeq and is a predicted model, not a curated record. The coding region runs from base 270 to 2060 and encodes 596 amino acids. Gene Ontology annotation, molecular function: carboxylesterase activity. The transcript is spliced from 9 exons. NCBI's taxonomy places the organism in Eukaryota, Metazoa, Chordata, Amphibia, Anura, Pipidae.
GAGCAGCAGGACCCCCCCAUUGUGACACGCAGGGUUCACCCAGGUACAAAAGUAACAAAUGCCGUUUUCCCGCAGGUAGGAGAAAGGUCGCUGGGGGCAGGUUUAACUGGAUUUCUCUGCACAUAACAUUGAACUUGAAGUCAGACCAGUGAGAAACCUGACUCUGUAGAUACAAACACUCCCCCCGCCGCCGGGUUGGGCUCUUCCUGAUCUCGGAGACACCCGGGGCACAGGGAGGGGGGCGGAUUGGCACCGGGCAGCAGCGCAACAUGGCGAAGGGCAGGCAAGUGAGUGGGCCGGGCUCAUCGGCCGAGUAUAAGCACCUUGUGGACACCGAUGAGGAAGAGGAAGAUGAGACAAUCUGGAGGAAGGAAACAGAAAGGCCGUGCUCCUUCCCUCCCCAUAAGACAUUGGCCAUAAUUUGCUUCAUGGUGGUGGUCCUGUGCUUCCUUGUGGCCGGUUUGGCCUAUCUGUCUGGAAACUCGGCGUGCACUCUGGCCGAUGUGGAAAUAUCAUGUGGGAAAGUGCGCGGGAAGCACUGCGGCAAAGUGUACAACUUUAAGGGGAUUCCCUACGCCAGUCCCCCUACUGGCAGUUUGCGUUGGAGGCCGCCCAAGGAACCCACCUGCUGGAAUAACACUCUGGACGCCAUUGAGUUCAAGUCAAUGUGCGCCCAAGUGCGGCCCUUGAGCAAAGACGGCAAAGCAAUGGGCUCGGAAGACUGUUUGUACGUGAAUGUCUGGACGACGUCAAUUGACCAUGAUUCCAAGCUGCCAGUGAUGGUCUGGAUCCACGGGGGUUACCUGCAUAUGCUGAGUGGGUCAGAACCAGGGUACGGCCCAACCUCAGAUUUAGCAGAACACGGGCCGGCCGUUCAUGUCAGCUUCAACUAUCGACUGAAUGCCUUUGGGUUUAUGGCUUUGCAUCUGCUGAGAGAGGGAUCUCCCACCAACACCUCUGGCAAUUAUGGAUUCAUGGACCAAGUGGCUGCUUUGCGCUGGGUGAAGAAAAACAUCAUGAAGUUUGGCGGUGACCCUGACAAGGUGACAAUCUAUGGCCAAAGCUCAGGAGGCACCUCUGUUUGGGCGAUGAUGGUGUCACCUCUAGCCAAAGGUCUCUUCCAUCGUGCCAUUGAUAUAAGUGGCUCAGCAGUGUUCACAGCUUCCAUGGAUGAUGCUGAGAAGGACAACCUCGCCUUCCUGGACCAGACAGGCUGCAAUGACGCUGAGUGCCUGCGCAAGCUGAGCAUGGACAAAAUCCUUCAGUCCAUUCCUUGGCAGGGGUACCCUGACUGGGCAGCCGAGGACCUUUGUGAACUUCCGCAGAAAGGCAAACUAAUUGGGCCAGUGGCUAUAGUGGACGGGUACGUGGUGCCGGCUCCGCCCCUUGAAGUAUGGAAGAACAAGCUAGAAGGCUACAGUGACGUGCCGUUUGUGAUCGGUACCACCUUACAAGAAACAGAUUUUGCCCCACCAUAUGCCAAUCUUUCACAAUGGUCAGAAGAGGACUACCAGUGGUUUGUGAAAGUUCAUCUGGACACCUUUGGGGGAAGCCUGACCAAAGAUGCGCUCUCCUUGUAUCCUACUUCAGAGUACUGUACCCAACCCCACCGCUGCAUAGAAAAGGCUUUCACAACCAUGGUCUCGGAUGUACGAGAAACGUGUCCUAAAAACGAGGUGGCGGAGCAGGCUGCAGGUUCCCUCACUAGUCCGGUUUAUCGGUAUGUUGUCACCUACAUCCCAUCGGGCCCGGCACAGCCCAGCGACCUCCUGCCUUAUCCCAGUCGCUUUGCCUUUCAUAUGCUGGACACAUUAGGGUUUUUUGGAACUCUAGACUUGGCAUUAGGGACGACGACAGCGGACGACCGCACGUUCCAGAGGCUGAUGAGGAAAUACUUCCUCCAUUUCGCAGCAGAAGGAAAAAUGCCAGACGAUUGGCCCCAGUAUCCCAACAAAACAGCAUUACUAUCUACAACCCUCAGUGCCGAAAGUGACUAUCGUUCCAAGCAGUGCUCCCUAUGGCAGAACAAUGGUAUGUUCCAAUACGCCUGGACCAACUAGGACAGAACAGUAACCGUCUAAAUUCAUCAAAUACUCGUCUUUGGGUGCAUUUGCUUCUUCUUUCUUGGACUUUUAUUGCCCCUUGUGAUGUUUUUUUUAAAUACAAAGGCCAGGAACCAUAACUGUAAUGGAGAAAAAACAUUAACCUCUGGCCUUGAUUUAUUUUUUUUACCAAAGCUAUUAGAAUUCCAAAGAUACAUUACACUUGCUGAGGUUUUUACAACCUAAUCUCGAAUUAAAAAAAACCAAGCUGGAAA